CAACAGCUGAGUUCGCGUCACAACAAAGGCUCAGUCGUGGAAAAAGAGAAAAGUGAUAAUAGAAAACUCUCCCCCUCCUCAUGAUAAGGGCUGCAAUCGUCUGUCAUCUGGUUGUGCAUCUGGCUAGUUUUUAGUAUUUCCCGCAGCCCGCGUGCCGCGCAAACUAAAACGCAAUGGAUACGGGUCGACGUACUGAGGGUGAUGGUAUGGAGCACGAGGAGCUCGCUGGAUCGUUCACAGGAGCGAAGCGAUCGGCGUCCACCUCUUCCAGCGUAUCUUCCACACUGCUGCCAACGGCGGACAUAAAGCUGCCGGCAAACUUUUCCAUCGAACGACUGCUACCUCACUCCGGCGCCAAUCCAGUGUACCGGCCGACCGAGCUCGUCACCGGUGGAAACACCUCCCUGGCCGCGGUAGUGCCACGCGGCAAAGUGUUCAACCUGGUGCCCCGGCUGGUGGCGCCCGGUGGCCGCCCGAAGCUAGCGACGAUGCACAACAAAGAGCCAAAGUUUGUCCCAUUCGAACCGUACAAAGGGGCCGUCACGCCGAUCAUCCCCGGGCGCAACAGCAUCCCUGGCGGUGGAUCGCGCGUCAAGCUGGCCAACCGCAACAAUCUCGACCUGAGCGUGCUCGUCUCGCAGAUGUCGACCAUCGCGGACAAGGAGCUGCGCACCAGUGCGGCCCCAUCGUCGGUCGAGGACGAGGAGCGGCAGCGGUACGAGCGCGAACUGGCGGAACUGCGCAAGGAGCGCGACUACUUCCAGGGCCAGCUGAAGUUCCAGGCGCAGGUGAAUGCGGAGCUGAAAAAUCUGCUCGUGGCCGCCGUGGGCGAAGAUUUGCAGACGAAGGUGAACGUGCUGACCGAGGACAAGCUGCACCUCGCCCGCAAGCUGCUCAACUCGGCGGAAAAUCUGUCGUCCCACACGGAGCAGAUCGAGUUUCUGGCCGGCCAGAGCGAGGUAUGGCGCAGCAAGUUUCUCGCCAGCAGCCUGAUGGUGGAGGAGCUGGCCCGCUGGAAGGCUAGCCUGCUGCAGCGGAACGGACUGCUGCUGGCGUCGAACAAAGCGCAGCUCGAGGUCAUCUCGAAGUCGCGCGAGCUCGUGCUGGACGUGCUGAAGCAGCUGCGCUUUCUGGCCAACGCCAAGGAACCGCUGCAGCUGCCGUCGGCCAACGUGCUCGAUCUGGCCGCCGAAUGCGUCAACAUAUCGCAGCAGCUCGCCCUGCAACAUUCCGCCCUCGGCAUGCCGAACAGUCUGGACGGGCUGAACGCGCUGGAAUGCAUGACGGACGCGGAGAAGCUGGCAGUACAGGCGCUGCAGAGCUCGCACCAGUCGCUGCUACCGACGGAUGAAGCAUUUCGAGCGAUCGUUGGCCAAGCAUUUCCCUCAAUCCAUUCGAUACAGAAGCAGCAGCAGCAGCAGCAGUCGGACGAUGCGCUCACCUCGCUGGGCUCGGACUUUGAAGUAGUGACCGCACCGGACAGCGACACGUCCGGCAAGGAAGGGCCAAAGUGAUUUGCCGACGAUGUGAACAAUUUUUAUAUCUCCUAACUUUUAGCUCGCCCCUUCAGAGAGUGCAAUCCGAGAGAAGAGGUUCAGUUUACUGGUAUCAUUUUAUACUAAUGCUUAGAGCUGUGUACGUUUAUGGAAACAAAGUUUAAAAAGCAAUAAAGGAAAAAGCGCGUUUCGUUGGAUGACUUUUAUGAAAGUUCAUCUGAAGCGAGCGCAAUAAGUAAAAAAAAAAGUUUUUUAGGC
This is a messenger RNA of Anopheles arabiensis, 1754 nucleotides long. RefSeq names its product golgin-45. The record is from RefSeq and is a predicted model, not a curated record. Gene Ontology annotation, biological process: Golgi organization; Golgi to plasma membrane protein transport. The transcript has 2 exons. The coding region runs from base 174 to 1514 and encodes 446 amino acids. Lineage: Eukaryota; Metazoa; Arthropoda; Insecta; Diptera; Culicidae. Gene Ontology annotation, cellular component: Golgi membrane.